AUGCUCCAUUCGGACUUUCUCCCACCAGCCCACAGUCCGAGUCCGCUCAAUUACAUGGCUCAUCUUCGCCACCUUGACCUUGGACGCUGGUCAGAGGUCAUACCCGUUCUUGAUUACUUUUCCACGCAGUCGGAUCACAUUAUGGAUUACCUCGAGACACCUGGGUUCCAGAGUGUCACUGGUCUCGAAUGUCUCUUACCCUCCUACAUCCGUCGAAACAUCCCCGAUCAGUAUGGUCUCCUAGCUGCCUUUCGUGUGGUUCUCUUUCGCGAGCUCAGUUGGACCCUAGCCAACCCGAUCCUAGAACAACUACAGUCAAUGACCAUCCCUGUUUCGGACAUCAAGCGCUACCUCAACAUCAUCGAUCGACUGUGUGACCUGGAGCAAGUCUGGUUCCAUCUGGAUGUCAUCUUUGAGUACUAUGCAGGAGACAUCGACCUCGACGACCCGGAAGAUCAAGAGAUUUGGAAGGAGACAGAAGCCCGCAAGGAGAAAGUCACGCAGGAUAUGAUUCAGUUUGUCAGGACUCACACAGAACGUUUCCCUGGUCGACUAAAGUCCAUUCUCUGCCCUGAUGCUGGAGCGUGGCCAUCUAGGCGUCAGACCUGUCCUGCCGUGACUAUGACCCAGCUUGUUGUGGCCUUGCCCGCCCUCCAUAACCCUUUGGUGAUCAACGAGUCGAAUUGGAUGCAUUUCAUGGCCAGUCUCUCCUCGACGGAUCUUACGCAUAUUCAGGAGGUCGACUGUCCACUUCAUUUUGGAUCAUCCCAUCAGCAAUUGGUUGAUAAUAGGGGCUUUCUGCAAGGAUGUGGGGCUCUGAAGAGGAUGGUGAUUGGCUCGCUUGGACGAGGUGGGUUCCAAUGGGCAGUGCAGGACAAGAAGACGAGCAUGGGCGACACUAGCACAAUUGGCAUUCACAAAUCUCCGAAUACACCAACUUCAGCAGCACGGAGACCUGACAACAGCGAUCAACCUGUUUUAUUUCACCAUUGUCUGGCACCACUGGAGGAGGCGAUCCUAACGGACUCCGCAAUGAUCCCUUUCACGGACGAGAUCGAUGCCGUUGCUUUCGCCUUCAGCUCGACAUUAGAAAGGAUAUUCGCCCGUUCAAACUACGAGCAAUUGAAUCUUCAGCGGUCGCUUCAGGUCGGGCAAGGAUGGGUCGAAUUGCCAGUCUUGUCGGAUCUGUACUUGGAACUCGGAGAUACUCGCCUUGUCAUUGACCCAGGAUUGCUCGUUCACUGCCCCAACAUCGGCGAGGUCUCCCUCCAUGACAACACGUUCGAAUAUCAGCUCGAGGAUGUGGACCAGUCAUCGUACUGCCUGCCAGCUCACCUUCCUCAACUUCAAAAACUAUCACUCUGCGGAUGGAGUGCCUUGCGAUUUCACCCCGACACCCUGCACUCGACGCCAAAUCUCACAAAACUGGAAAUGUCAAUGAAGGUUAUUCAUCCCGACACUUGCUACAUCCCACCACCAACAGACGAUAACUACCUCGAUAUUGAGCGACCUUGUUGGACAUGGGAUUGGGAUCUGCCACUGCUGACGAAACUGGAACUCACCUCUGCGUUUGCCUACAAGUUCCAGUUCCGUAUGCUCGCUAAUUGUCCGACCCUGGAGAAACUGGAGCUCAACAUUCACACCCUUGAAGGCCAACACCCUCGGACCAUCACAAUGUCGGACCUGUUCCUUGAUUCAAUCAUUGACGAUUCUGUAGCAGAGACAGGACAGCAGGAACAGCAAAGGAUUGUUGCACCUGCGCUCCAAGUUGUUAGGAUGAGAGGCCGUUGGUCAAUGGAGUCACCCGCAGUACUGGCCGAGUUUCUAAAGGGCAUGCUUCCAUCUCUCGGACGAUUAUACGCCAAUCAUUGGAUAAAUGUCCCCCUUGUCGCAUUCCUUGAUGCCCUACGAGGAAACCCCGACUCUAAAGUGUGGAGGAUCAGCCUUGACGAAAACAUCUUUGGCGACGGCCCUACUGGAGAGGAGAAUGUGCAGGCGAGAAAGAAGUGGAAGGAGGAGGAAGAGGUCAGGUUAGGGUUGAUUUAUGAUACGGGGGAGGGUUAUAGAAAACGAAUGGGGCGACCUGUUCUGCCGAUGGUUAUCAAGGUCGGGCGGGUCAAAUAUCGAGUGUUGGAGGAUCCCCGAGCACGAGUGAUCAAGAACCGGUUGUUGCGACGUGUCUAUUGGUCGUUCAAGAGGAGUUGGUUCUUUAGAAGACGUAGUUGA
Linnemannia hyalina is the source of this 2226-nucleotide messenger RNA. The record is from the annotation of a GenBank genome assembly. NCBI's taxonomy places the organism in Eukaryota, Fungi, Mortierellomycota, Mortierellomycetes, Mortierellales, Mortierellaceae.